Molecule: messenger RNA, 526 nt
Organism: Elgaria multicarinata webbii
Lineage: Eukaryota; Metazoa; Chordata; Lepidosauria; Squamata; Anguidae
Gene: MICOS10
Product: mitochondrial contact site and cristae organizing system subunit 10
Exons: 4
Coding region: 47-280 (77 amino acids)
Cellular component (GO): mitochondrion; MICOS complex; mitochondrial inner membrane
Source: RefSeq, a predicted model, not a curated record
GGCAGGCGGGCGCGGGGGAUCGCUGGAGGAGGCGGUGGCGGCCAAGAUGGCGUCGGAGGGCGAGCUGGGUCGGAAGUGGGACCGGUGUUUGGCAGAUUCCGCCGUCAAGCUGGGUGCUGGUUUUGGGCUGGGCAUCGUCUUCUCCGUCAUCUUCUUCAAAAGGCGGACGUGGCCCAUCGCUUUCGGAUCGGGGACAGGCCUAGGGAUGGCUUACUCCAACUGCCAGCAUGACUUCCGGUCUCCUUACCUCCUCCACGGGCAGUUCGUCAAGGAGCAGUGACGCGGGCCGGAAAGACCCCUCCGUGGCAGAGGAAUGCAGGCGCCUGGGGCACGAUGCCGGAGGAAGAUCGCCGCCUCCCACCCACCCCUUGAGUCGGCAGCCUCCAGGCAGCGCUCGCCCGCGGCUCCCUCCGGCGGCUUGCUCUCGCUCGAAACCAGAUCUUCGUUUUGUAUCUUCUGGCAACGGCAAGGAAGGUGCUGUGCUGGGAAAUGAAAAUAAAAACGGCAAGGGACACACACGUACAAA